Molecule: messenger RNA, 2959 nt
Organism: Aplysia californica (California sea hare)
Lineage: Eukaryota; Metazoa; Mollusca; Gastropoda; Aplysiida; Aplysiidae
Product: RNA polymerase II elongation factor ELL
Exons: 12
Coding region: 39-1697 (552 amino acids)
Biological process (GO): transcription elongation by RNA polymerase II; positive regulation of transcription elongation by RNA polymerase II; snRNA transcription by RNA polymerase II
Cellular component (GO): transcription elongation factor complex
Molecular function (GO): cis-regulatory region sequence-specific DNA binding
Source: RefSeq, a predicted model, not a curated record
AAAAAUCUGGGAAGGCAGGGGGCUAAGCAAGACCAACUAUGGCGACACUGUUAGAGGGGCAAGAAUAUGGUUUAGCUUCAAACGAGUUGUUAGGUUCCAAUAAAACAGUAAUCCAUUUCAAACUCACGGAUUCGUGUUUAAAAACACUAGAGGAAUUAUCAAAGAGGGGUCAAGGGGUAUUGCCAAGUAUUCAGUUUCAAGGGAACCAGGGAGUCAUAAGAAUCCCUAGCCAUGUCGCUUCUGCUGGUCGCCAACCAGAACGGACUUACCAAGUGUCACUAUCUGCUUUGCCAGGGGAUUUAAAUGGGAGCUUUGACUGCAUACAACAGACUUCUCGGCAUGGAACGAGUCACCUGCACAGUCUUGGGAGUAUGCACCACAGAGUGGCUGUUCAUGCUACUGAUGAUGUUUAUGACCGGACCCGUGCUAAGAUGACAAUGGCUGAAGAAGAGAACAAAAAAGUGUGUACCAAAGAGAUAAAACCUAGUGGUCGUCACAUUAGCAAGAGAGUAAAAAAGGUUUUAUCACCAGGAAGCCUUAAGAUUCCUCCUGCUACCAAGCCCAGUAUCAUUUCCAAGCCUGCACCAUCCAGUGUCCUCAGUGCAGCUGGUCGUCAUGGUUCUGGGCUGGCAUCUUCCUCAGCCCUGUCAUUAUCUUCUUCAUCUUCCAAUUCUACAUCAGUCAUGUCUCAGAGGAUGUCGAAUUCGCCCUUGUCAUUAUCCUCUUCCCAAGCUCAGAGUAAAUCCUUGUCUUCAUCCAAGCUCUCGAGUGCCAGCAAUUCUUCCAGAGUCUUAACCUCAUCAACCACAAAGCAGUCCUCGGGUGCUAUUAACAUGCCAUACAGAGAUCGUGUGAUACACUUGUUAGCCCUCAAGUCAUACAAGAAACCUGAACUCAUUCUUAAGCUUCAGAAAGAUGGUAUCCGAGAGAAGGACAAAAAUUCUCUUGGUAGUGUUUUACAACAAGUGGCGACUUUGAACAAAGACAACAGUUACACUUUGGCCCGUGCUGCAUGGGUGGAUGUUCGGCAAGACUGGCCUUUCUUCACUGAUCAGGAUCGGGCUCUUCUGAAAAAAAACCUGCAGGAGAGCCGUACGACUCCCACCUCGCCUGCCGUGUCCCCGGCCAGCAGUAACCCAGAGAGCCCAGGGAGCUCUCAAAAACGUGUUAUUGAAGAGCCAGAGGAAGUCUCGGCCAACAAAAAGAAACGGAUUGCCCACGGUGAAAGACGCCAGAACGAGGAGCGUCCAGUCAGUGUGGUCAAACCAACCCUAAACCAACAAUCAUCACCAACUGCAAACCGGGAAAAUGUUGAAGGAACUGUUGAAGAUUCAAGCUGUGACAAACCUGAAUUCAUUAGCAAGUAUCUGGCCAUUAAAAACACUGAGCAGCGGCAGCAAUACAAACACGAGUUUAACCGUGAGUACUCUGAGUACCACCAGCUCCACCGUGAGGUUGACUCGGUGGCCCGCAAGUUCCUGAACUUGCGCUCACAGAUUGACCAGACUGAGGAAGGAUCUCCUGACUUUGAAGUGUUGAAGAAACAAGUUCUGGAGGAAUAUGAAGCUCAGAAGUCUGAUCCCAAGUUCAUGGCCAAGAAGCAACGCAUGGAGUACCUGCAUCAGAAACUGGGCCACAUUAAGAGGCUCAUCCAUGAUUAUGACCAUCGUGGCCAAGUGCUCACCAAGGCUAGCUAGCAUCAGCUACCUAUCUUGACUUGACGGGCUUUCACGGACUAGACCGACCGCAUUCGUUUCCCACAUGUGGGAGGAUACAUGGAGGAGAAUUUUUCUUGUGUAUAUGUGUAGAAAAAAUAUGCAUUUUAUUUCCCCUGUCUAUGCCUUGAUUUCAUGUGUUAUUUCUGUUGCUUUAUGUUUUUAGUUGGCCGAGAGAGUACUUGUGUAAUCUAACGGGUGUCUUGUAGUCGCCCAGAGUUGAAAGUUGCAUGUGGAAUGUUAAGGACCCGAAAUCUUCAGUCCCAGACCUAUUUAUUUGAAUAAGAUAGAUAUGAGCAAGGCAGCUGUUUUGUUCCCCCAGAUGUGGUUGGAUGUACAAUUUACUACAGCAAGGAAAGCCAUACAAACUUUUUGUUGUCUGUGGGAUGCCAUGUCUGAUUUACAAGUAUACAUAAGGACUGACUCACUUAUUACUGUAUCAGUACAUAGCUUUGAACAAAGUUUAGUCAGGGUGUAUUCAAUGGUCUAACAAAUCUCAAAAUUUUUUGGGGCCUGGUCCAAUUUUUGUAAUGACUAUUUGGAACAAAUUAUGGUGUAAACUUUUUAAAUGUUGAUUUUUGCGAGACAGCUCUAACAAACUGUAAAGGAUGAAACUUUGAGGGAGACAAUGAAUCAUGACAUACCGGAGGGGCUGUUUUUAUUGAUGUGAAAGUUUCUGCAUCCAAUGUAGGAUUUUUUAAAAUGAAAAAGCCCUGUUUCUAUAAUAGUAAGUUAAACAAGUUUGAAUGGUAAAUAUUCAUAGUUAACUCUUUUCUUGGAUGACUUUCAGGAAUUUUUCUUUCUAGCUUUAUGUACUAACCCUGAAACAUUUUAUCUCUUUUUUUGUGUAUGUGUGAACUAUAGAGAAUGCAAGUAAUUUUAGUAUACUUGCAGUUUCUUGGUCUUUCAGCAUUCCUACCUCAGAGGAGAUGACCCCCACCCUUGCAAAGCAAUUUCUUUGGACAACCACACUGUCUUUGAAUUAGAACCUUGAUAAUUGUUAGGAUAAUGUUGGAGCAAAGUGUGGGCUGGGACUGAAUCCUCACAUGAUCUGCCUCUCCCACAACACCACUGUUUCAUUUUUCAUGCUUCCCUUCACAGUAAAAAAUUGCUGCAGGGACUUUUUUUUCUCUCUCUUGGUUAUUUUGAUGUACUGUAGUUGAGUUGACAUAUCAGUUAAGACUUUUUCCUGAUCUUAUUAUUACUUUGAUUGAAUGAAGUGACUUAAAAAAAAAAAAAAAGAA